AUGGCUUCCGGUCGAAUCACAGAAUGGCGCAAGCUGCCAAUAGGCUUGACAGAGCUGUGUCUAGCCACCACCCUUCGUUGUGGACAGUCUUUUCGGUGGAAGCAAUGCUCCGACGAUACAUGGGCAUGUUCUUUGCGCGGCAGGAUUGUGCAGCUAUCGCAACAGUCGACGCAUGUCAACUAUCGAUCGAUAUGGCCCAACCAGACCGAGACGCCGCCAACGCCGCCCUCCUCAGCGCCCCCAGAGACAGACGAAGCCGGCGACGACACGCUGGAGUUGUUACAGCACUACUUGAAUCUCAGACCCAAUCUUACCGAGCUGUACGAGCAGUGGUCUGCGUCAGAUCCCAAUUUCAAGAAGAAAGCACCGAAGUUCACUGGGGUGCGCAUACUGCGGCAAGACGCAUGGGAGGCUUUAGUCUGCUUCAUCUGCAGCAGCAACAACAAUAUCAGUCGUAUCAUGCAAAUGGUGGACAAGCUAUGCUUGCAUUACGGACCAUACAUUGCAACCCUAGAUGGACGGCCAUAUCAUGACUUCCCGCAGGCGUCUGCAUUGACUGGAGACAAGGUCGAGGCGCAUUUACGCGAGCUGGGGUUCGGCUAUCGCGGACGCUUCAUUGUGGCUACUGCCAGAGCAGUCGAUGAGCAUGAGGAAGACUGGAUUGACACCCUACGCAACCCUGAAAGUCCAUCAUUUGGACACAAAGCCUCCCCUGGUGGUGAGUGGAACGCGGAAGGACGGGAUGGGUAUCGCGCGGCACAUGAAGAGCUGUUGAAGCUGCUGGGCGUUGGAGCUAAAGUUGCAGACUGUGUCUGCCUGAUGGGUCUAGGAUGGGGUGAGGCAGUGCCCAUUGAUACCCACGUCUGGCAGAUCGCAGUUCGAGACUACAAGUUUGGCAAGGGUAAGCACAGCAGCCUGACCAAAGCAACAUAUGACAGCGUUGCCAACCACUUCCGCAAGUUGUGGGGCCAAGAGGCCGGUUGGGCGCACAGCGUGCUGUUCACAGCAGACCUGAGGGUCUUUUCCGAGCGAUUGACUGCCAAGAUUGAGAUGAAGGAAGAGAGUGGGCAUAUCAAGGUGGAGGAGGUUGAGACGACAGCAAAGACGUCCAUUAAGAGGGAAAACGAAGAUGAAGCUCCAAAGCCGGUACUGGAGCUUGAUGAGAUGGCAGUCAGCAGCAAUACUAGUGAACGCGUCAAGAGAAGGAGGCGCAGGUAG
Messenger RNA from Cyphellophora europaea CBS 101466, 1218 nucleotides. RefSeq lists its product as uncharacterized. The coding region runs from base 1 to 1218 and encodes 405 amino acids. Gene Ontology annotation, molecular function: damaged DNA binding; 8-oxo-7,8-dihydroguanine DNA N-glycosylase activity. Gene Ontology annotation, cellular component: nucleus. The transcript has a single exon. Gene Ontology annotation, biological process: base-excision repair; nucleotide-excision repair; base-excision repair, AP site formation. The record is from RefSeq and is a predicted model, not a curated record. NCBI's taxonomy places the organism in Eukaryota, Fungi, Ascomycota, Eurotiomycetes, Chaetothyriales, Cyphellophoraceae.